This is a messenger RNA of Dovyalis caffra, 258 nucleotides long. The record is from the annotation of a GenBank genome assembly. Lineage: Eukaryota; Viridiplantae; Streptophyta; Magnoliopsida; Malpighiales; Salicaceae.
AUGCUUCCUUACGUUCUCGAUUUGCGACGAGUAGCUGUUCGGCCUACCUCGACUGCUUGUGUUGAGUUGGCUCGCUCAUGGCUUAUGUACUUAUUUAUUUAUGCUCUUAGUAGGAGGGGUCUAGUUAGUGUGGUUCAGCCCAAUCCUACAUUUCUUGCUCCCCAUUUGCUCUCCGCCAAGCCCGGCACUGCUGGCUCUUGUUGGCCCUCGUUUCCCCUUCUUUUGUCAUGUGGUCUCCUCCUUGCCCGACUCGGUUAG